Molecule: messenger RNA, 2048 nt
Organism: Octopus bimaculoides (California two-spot octopus)
Lineage: Eukaryota; Metazoa; Mollusca; Cephalopoda; Octopoda; Octopodidae
Cellular component (GO): extracellular region
Molecular function (GO): chitin binding
Source: RefSeq, a predicted model, not a curated record
ACCACUUUGAAUAAUCGUAAUUUCUAAAGUAUUCAUUUCUGCAGUUAACACCUCAGUUAACACCUCUGCAUUCGAUUCGUUUUUUACUAGUGGUUACACGUUCUCGACUUUCCUCUAUUCAUUUCAAAGGACACUUGAAAAUUCUCAUGUGAAGACAUAGCCUCUCAGCAACAUGUAUUUAAACCUUCAUCGCAGCAGUAAUCUAUUGCUCUGCUCUCUGCUUCUACUCGUGUGUGUGCGAACGUCAUAUCUUAUGAACUAUCCAAUUUAUCCUUGUACUUCAAACGAACCGACAAAAUGGGAUAGACACUCCGAAAACUGUAACAAGUUUUACUUCUGCUUUUUCGGUCAACCGAUCUUAACGUCAGCGUGUCCAUCUGAUCAUGUAUGGUCUAUAGGUAGUUCAGACUGUGUUCAGAUCAAUUCAUCUCUGAACGACUGUCAGCAAACACCAGUCAGGAAGAAUUUUUCAUGCUCAAAUUAUAACGGGCUCAUACCAUAUAAUGCCAACUGCAACUGGUAUUACAACUGCAGCUCAAACAAACCAGAUUUAAUCCGUCAAUGCCCUUUCCCUCAACUUUUCAAUGAUGUACAAUUAAAAUGUGAUGACAUCCCAAAUGUCAACUGUGGUAACCGUUUCGAACCUUUUGAUGGAUGUGAUUACUCUGGUUUCACUUGUAAGCGUUCUCACUGCAGACCUUGCAUAAGAGACACUACAUGUCUGGGCCUGCCUGAUGGAAAUUACACACGAGAAAGAAUGUUUCCUUCCGGAGCAUAUAUUACCUGCUAUUUCGAAAGACUCAUUGCUUACCAUUCAUGCUCAAGACCACCUUUAUUUUCACCUAGUGAAGAUAAGUGUGUUGAGUACCUCGAUCUUCGGAAAGAAGAAGGAGGAGUGAGACCCGACUGUACAUUUCGUGCUGAUGGAUACUACCCUGAUGAAAUAGGCCGCUGUGAUCACUACUUCCAGUGUAACAACACUAAAUUUCAAGGUUACACUCCAUGCAGUAGUGGAAUGACCUUCAAUCCUGUUUCAAAGACAUGCCAAUCACCAGAUCAAGUUUCUCCCCCAUGUGGAUCAGGUAAUCCACCAAGCUGUGUGGGGAGACAGGAUGGUUUAUAUGCUGACUUAGGUGGCAGUUGUACAUAUUAUUUUGUGUGCAACCAAUCUGCCUUCCAGGAAUUUCGUACUUGUUCUAUGAAGGAUGCUUUCAACCCUUAUCUGCGUAGGUGUGUAGAGGGAAUCGGAUCACAAAUCAAACCAUGCGGUAUUCAAGACAAUCCUUGUCAAAAUCGUUUGACUGGCUUUUAUCUUUAUAAUUCUUCAAGCUCCCAGUAUUAUGAAUGCCAUGAAGGAUUGUUUAUUUAUUUUGGAACAUGUCCAGAGGGUCAGACCUUCAACAUUUCAUCAAAACAAUGUGAGAAAGCAGAAAUGCAAGAUAUUUGUGUAAACAAAACUGAUGGACGCUACAAAUCACCAGAAGCAGAAUGCUUUGCCUUCUAUGAAUGCAGUCAACAGAAGUUCCUUGGGUUGACCCAGUGUACUAAUCAACUGAAUGGAACACGAUUCAAUUCCCUUACGGGAACAUGUGACCAGCCACAAAAUGUAUGUCCACCAUGCGGUUCCAAAUCAUUUGAUUGCCCUUCAUACUAUGAAAGCACUACUAGUGUCCCAUAAUCCAGAUGAACAAAGAAUAUAUAUUACCAAACAUUGGUACUACACUGAAAAAGAUAUCUUUUAUGACAGAUUCACUUUCAUGGUGGAAGUGAUAAAAGCCAUCACUUACUUUUGUGUUUUUGUUUUUCUCUCUUAAAUUUUUACCUUUUAUCCACUUUUUUUUUAAUUUUUGGGAAAUAUAUUUUGGCAUUUAACAUUUUUGGGAUCUUUUCUGUUUGGCAGUCACUUUCCAAUUUCUUCAAUUUUUGCUCCAAUUUGUUUCAUAUUUGGUAUAAUAAUGUAUGGUAACCAUUGACAUUUGUAUGGUAAUCAUUGUCAUGAAAUUCAUGUUUGCUAUAAAUCAGUAAAUAAAGAGUUAAUAACUUUUAAA